AUGGACGAUCCUCACAAAUCUGUCGCCAAGGAACCGGCUGAGCGCCUCCGUCAGGGUGUCCUGAGCUUUUCCUCGGGCGGAAAGCUUCAGACACGUCCGCCGUCGACCCCAAAGACCCGAGACAGAGACGAACUCGUCAGAGUGGCCAGAGAGACAGUCUCGGUCCUGCCUGGUCUCCUCCACACCCGGCCGGAUGCAAAACCAGAUGGAUACCUCUAUGACAAAGACGCCACGACACCGCUUGAUCAGAGCUUCUGUCCAAAGCUGCCAAAGACAAAAAUCCGAGUCAUCAGCAGCGACACGAUCGACGCGGCCCUCCAACUCAGCAGCGGCGGUCCGUCUCAAAAGCCCGUCUGCGUCCUGAACAUGGCAAAUGCGAUCCACGCAGGCGGUGGGUUCAAGCACGGUUCCCUGGCCCAAGAAGAAGCCCUUUGCUUCCGCACCUCUCUAAUCUUCACUCUCAAACUGCGCCUCUACCCGAUUCCCGACAAAGCCGCCAUCUAUUCCCCGACCGUCCUGGUGAUCAGAGACAGCCUUGCCAACGGCCACCAGCUUCUCGACAGCCGGGACCCUGAGAAGUUGCCUGUCAUCAGCGUCGUCAGCGCGGCGGCCGUCUUUCGACCUACUCUCGGGUACAACGCGGCUCAGCCUAACCAGGAUGCAAACGAGUUCUACGCCCGGCGCGAAGACCGCGAAAUGAUGAGAGAUAAAAUGCGUGUCAUCCUCCGGACCGCCAUCAAGAACAGACACCGUAAGAUCGUACUCGGCGCUUUCGGCUGUGGUGCGUUCCACAAUCCACCCAAAGAGGUCGCUCGGCUCUGGUCAGAGGUGCUUCAGGAAGCAGAGUUCGCGGGCGGCUGGUGGGAGGACGUGGUCUUUGCGGUGCUUGCUCUGGGCUCAUCCGACAAGAACUUCCAGUGGUUCUCGGAGGAGUUGGACGGGGUUUUGGUCUGA
Molecule: messenger RNA, 954 nt
Organism: Fonsecaea nubica
Lineage: Eukaryota; Fungi; Ascomycota; Eurotiomycetes; Chaetothyriales; Herpotrichiellaceae
Exons: 1
Coding region: 1-954 (317 amino acids)
Source: RefSeq, a predicted model, not a curated record